UAUCUAUUUAAUUAUCUGCAAUUGGAUCAGUGGUUGUAGUUUUAAUUGAUUUAUCAGUUACUUUUUCAUGUAGUACCUCUUUUGUGAGAUCCAAGCAGUAUUCUGUAUUCUUCUGUGGUCAGGGUUGACAAGAGUAUUAGAACAACUCCCAUAAAGCUAGACAUUGCAGUCAGUAUAGCUGAAUGCAAUUCUAUACCUUGCCGUAAUUGUUACCAUGGCAAAUAUGAUCAGAAUGGUCUGCCUGACAUCAAUGCAUAAUGGGGAGAAAGUGUAUAUUUUGUCAUGUAUACUGUUUGUACAUGUAAAAUGUUUAACAUUACUAUGGAAAGGGGUCAGUCUAUGGGGGUGUGCUGAUAAACAGUAGAAAAAGAAGGGGUGGGGGAGAUUUAGCUAAUUUCCAAAAGGAAAAUAAUCCACCCCCCCACCACUCUCUACUCCCUCUCUGCCUUCCUCCCUCUCUCUCUCUCCCUCCCUCUCUCUCUCUCUCUCUCUCUCUCUCUGAGUCCCAGCCCCUGAAGGUGUCAUAACUGUGCUCUCUCUCUCCCUCUCUAUCACCGCCUUUCAGAUCUUUAAAAGCUGCUGCUUUGCUGUGUCUCUCUCGAUCUCAAUUUGUCUCCUCUGGCACUGCAGGGGACUCCUGGCUGCCUAACGAUUGAACCGGCUAAGCACCAAGCAAAGCUGAAGAGACGGAGAGAGGACAGAGAGAAAGAGGAGAAAGAGAUAAAUAUACAUCCAGAAAUAGCAUCAGCCACAGUUGACUGACAGAGAGAGAAAGAGAGAGAGAGUGUGUGUGUGGAGCUUAACCUGAGACCUGGACAGAAAAUGCCUCUCCUUUCUAACUUAACGACUAUUGUCUUGUUGCUGAUUGCUCACUGCGGAUCUUGGAUUCUGGCUAACCGCUUGGGCCCCUACAAGGGUUGUCCCUCUUGUAGAGAAUCUUUGGGGGCAGGUCGGGCCCCCCGGGACCAUAUUGGACAAGCAGGCAGCACAUCCAUGUUGGCCCAGGGAGAGCCCUGUGGUGUGUACACCAUGAGCUGUGCCAAGGGGCUGCGCUGCGUGCCCCCUCCUCAGGAACACAGCCCACUCCAGGCGCUGCUGCAGGGCAGGGGCUUCUGCACCAAGCACAGCAGGACCAGUCCCACGGAGAGGCCCCACCCCACAGGUCCACAUCCUUCACAAAGUGGUGAAAUAGAAAAGGCACCCUGCCGCAAGCUGCUCAAUAGUGUUCUGCGGGGUAUUGAGCUCACUAUCUUUCAGUCUGAUCGUGACAUCUAUAUCCCCAACUGUGACACUCGGGGCUUCUACAGGAAAAAGCAGUGUCGCUCCUCCAAGGGUAUGCAGCGUGGCCACUGUUGGUGUGUGGAUGAGCUGGGUACUGCCUUGCCCUCACGUGCCAGCGAAGAUGGCACUUUACCAUGCGAUGGAGAGUGAGAGAGGUCCUUGUCCCAAAAUGUUGAGCCUAGAGGAGGGGGAGUAAGGGGAG
Oncorhynchus nerka (sockeye salmon) is the source of this 1483-nucleotide messenger RNA. It is a transcript of the gene igfbp6b, whose product is annotated as insulin-like growth factor binding protein 6b. Lineage: Eukaryota; Metazoa; Chordata; Actinopteri; Salmoniformes; Salmonidae. The transcript has 4 exons. Bases 823 to 1431 code for a protein of 202 amino acids. Gene Ontology annotation, biological process: regulation of insulin-like growth factor receptor signaling pathway. The record is from RefSeq and is a predicted model, not a curated record. Gene Ontology annotation, cellular component: extracellular region. Gene Ontology annotation, molecular function: insulin-like growth factor I binding; insulin-like growth factor II binding.